Molecule: messenger RNA, 1121 nt
Organism: Chara braunii
Lineage: Eukaryota; Viridiplantae; Streptophyta; Charophyceae; Charales; Characeae
Source: the annotation of a GenBank genome assembly
CCACGUUAGCCACGUUGCAUGAUUUUAUUAUUUAUUUUUUUAAUUCUUUUUUCACCUCGUCGGUUGGUCGUCUUUCUUUGCGACCUCGGUGCUAUCACUAUGUUUCACGCUGAGCGGGACAUUGCCCGCGCCGCUUCAGCUGUGGACAAGGACAAAGGGAACCUUUCCUACAACUAGCUGGUACAGUCACACACACACACACACACACACACACACACACACACACACACACACAGAGGGAGAGAGAGAGAGAGAGAGAGAGAGAGAGAGAGAUGGGAGUGCUUUUGCUAGAGAUAAAGGCAGAACUGGAGAAUCUGACGAAUUUGAUCCCUGAGCCAAGUCCGCAGCAGUCAUGGCAGUUCAAGAUAAAAUGCACGUCUUGCAACGAGGAGAGCGACAAGGAAUCGGGAGUGACAAUGUGUGAGCUUUACGACAUCCCGAACAGUCGGGGCAAAGCGCAUCUUGUCCAGAAAUGCAAAUUUUGCGGAAGAACGGGUACGCUGACUGCCGUGGAGGGAAGAGGAAAACCGUACACAGCAGAGGACAGUGAGGAGGGGAAAUUUGUCCCUGUAGCUUGUUUCGAAUGUCGCGGGCUUGAACCUAUUGUGUUUUAUCCUCGAGAUGGCUGGGUGGCCCGAGGGACCGAGUCUGGCACUGCGUUCAACGACAUUGACCUGUCUAGUGGCGAGUUCUGUGAUUGGGAUGAAAAGGCAUCUGCGUCGGUGGGUAUAUACAGCAUCGAACACAAGUUCACAGUAACGAAAUAGGUGAUGUGUGUGACGGUACAUGUCGGUCAAUAUUUGUGGAUCGUGGCGUACCUUCAUGAUCGGUCAAUUGAGAAUCUAGUGCGUACGUAUAUUGAGAUUGGUAGCUUCUUACUGGGCAGGUGUCACAGGUGGGACGGGGACUAAGACACAGACCCUUCUUUGCAUGUUUGUCUCUGUGGGGGAGAGAGAGAGAGAGAGGGAGUCUCACAGAGAGAGAGAGAGAGGGAGUCUCACAGAGAGAAAGAGAGAGGGAGGGAGUCUCACACACACGGAGAGAGAGAGAGAGAGAGAGAGAGAGAGAGAGAGAGAGAGAGAGAGAGAGAGAGAGAGAGAGAGAGAGAGAGAGAGAGAGAG